AUGGAGGCCUUCUUUGCACGGUGGACAGAGCGGCUGGAGCAGCUCUACCAGGAGCUGAUAUCUGCUUGCAGCGGGGUGUUUGGGAACGACGACGACCGUCUCCGGCGGCUCGUCGACUGCACGCUCGCCCACUACAGCGAGUAUUACCAGGAGCGGCGGCGGCUGGCGGAGCGCGACGUCCUGCUGGUGUACUCUCCCGUAUGGCUCACCCCCUUCGAGCGAACCUUCCUGUGGAUCGCCGGCUGGAGGCCGUCCCUCACCUUCCGCCUCCUCGGUGCCGUCGGGCCGGCGGCGGCCCCUGGCAUAAGGGAGAUCGAGGCGCAGGCGGUGGAGGAGGAAGCGAGGUUGUCGAGGGAGAUGACGAACCUCCAGGAAGCGAUGGCGGCGCCGCUGGUGAUGGCGGUGAUGAGGCGCUCGGCGGAGGUCAGGAACGGGCAACCUCCGCCGGAGGAGGACGAGGUGGUUGGCCCGUUGCUGCGGUCGCUUCUUCUCCUGCUUGAGCGCGCUGACAACCUGCGCGUUACGGUGGUGAAGCGACUGGCGCAGAUUCUGAGUACUAAGAGGAUGGUGGACUUGCUGACGGCGGCCACCCAUCUCCACCUCCGCGUCCGCGCGUGGGGGAUGCGGCUGCAGGGCGCCGCCGCCGAAGCUGCGGCGUGA
Molecule: messenger RNA, 660 nt
Organism: Spirodela intermedia
Lineage: Eukaryota; Viridiplantae; Streptophyta; Magnoliopsida; Alismatales; Araceae
Source: the annotation of a GenBank genome assembly